UUCAAAAAACUUCGUUUUUUUUAUUUCGUUUUUCAACAGAGAAAUUUCUCGGAAAAAAAAACAGUGAAAAAAAAAUGUUUCCGAAAACUUUCUCAAUUUUUAUCGUAUUUAUUUGGUUAGCCAUUUGUGAUUCAUUUAGUCAACAACAAACAAAAAGAAAAAAUUCAACAAGUGUAACAACAAUAGUAAAUUGUAAUAAUCAAACCAAAUAUGAUUAUUGUGCAUUAAAUAUGAUACCAUUAACAAAUGAUUUUAUAAUGAAACAACGAUCAUCAUCAUCAUCAAUACAAAUCAAUGAUAUUGAUGAAUUAUGUCGGCAAAUAUUAUUGAAUGAAAAAUGUUUACGAAAUUAUGCGGAGAAUUGUAUGAAAUCUGAAGCCCGACAAACAUUAUCAGUAAUGUUAUAUUCAGUAUCUCGGUUGAAUCGUAAAAUUUGUUCCAAACAAAAACGUAAACAAACAACGCUGGCAAUGAUGAUUUGUUUGAAAAAGAAUCCCGGUUUUUAUCAAAAUAUUUUAUUAAAAAAUCUUACCGAAACAUUGUAUCGGAUUUCGUUGGAAAAACGACAGAAAUUGAAAUUUCCAAUGAUUUGUUGCAAUAGUUAUCGAAUGAAAGAAUCAAUGAUCGGUGAAAUGAUGAGGAAUUGUCCAAAUAAUCGGCAAGCACAAAAUGAAUUAAAUAUUUGGAUCGAUAGUUAUAGUGGUGAUUUAUUUAAUCUAAUUUGUGGUGAUUAUACAGAAGAUUCGGAUAAAUGUCAAACAUUACCAUCGAUACAAUCGAUAUCAACAACGGUGAUGGACAACAACAAAAAAUUAAAAUGGAAAAGUUUUAUUAUGGUUUUAGUUGAUUUAUUAAAUAAUUUACAAUAAUUUUUGUUUCACAA
Molecule: messenger RNA, 883 nt
Organism: Dermatophagoides pteronyssinus (European house dust mite)
Lineage: Eukaryota; Metazoa; Arthropoda; Arachnida; Sarcoptiformes; Pyroglyphidae
Source: RefSeq, a predicted model, not a curated record